Molecule: messenger RNA, 3613 nt
Organism: Suncus etruscus (white-toothed pygmy shrew)
Lineage: Eukaryota; Metazoa; Chordata; Mammalia; Eulipotyphla; Soricidae
Gene: KANK4
Product: KN motif and ankyrin repeat domains 4
Exons: 10
Coding region: 247-3225 (992 amino acids)
Biological process (GO): negative regulation of actin filament polymerization
Cellular component (GO): cytoskeleton; cytoplasm
Molecular function (GO): protein binding
Source: RefSeq, a predicted model, not a curated record
AGCUUGCUUUCUGCAAGGCGAUUCCUUGCCCGCCCUGAGAUGUGAUGGCAGCCUGCGGGCUGCUCCGGGAGGUCCUUUGCACGCCUCCUUCUCCCCGACAGUUUUCUUUUCCUUCCAAAGCAGGGGAUCCCGCUGCUGCAUUGCAGGCUUAAAGGACCACGGCUGGCAGGAGUUGAUCUCUUCAGCUGAAUUUUCAAGACGGUGAAUGAAGAGUGCCUGAAGCCACCGAGUGCAGCAGCUUCUAAAAUGGAGAAGACAGAAGCUCAAGACCAAUCCUGUGCGGGGGAAGAGGAGAGGGGCCCUCCCAAGGGACACCCCUACUCUGUGGAGACCCCCUACGGCUUCCACUUAGACCUGGACUUCCUCAAGUAUGUGGACGACAUCGAGAAGGGCCACACCAUCCGCCGGGUCCCCAUCCACCGCAGGACCAAGCAAGCCAAAUUCAGCACUCUGCCUCGAAAUUUCAGCCUGCCCGACAGCGGGGCUCGGCCUGCCGCCUCCCCGGCCCCGCUCAGCUGGUCCCCAGUGCGGCUGCAGAAGGUGCAGCUCAGGACAGAAGAGGGGACCCCCUCUGCAGGGGACACCCCUCAGGCCAUGACAGGCAGUGGUGAGAUCAGCUACCACCGCCAGGUCCUGCUGGCCGAGACCGCCCGGCAGCUGGAGGCAUCUGCCUUGGGGGGCAUCGAGCCAGGCCCUGCCAGCGGCCGCCCCCAGUUGCUUCGAGCUUCCAGCAUGCCAGCCACCCUGCCCCCUCCCUCAGAGGAGCAGGGCUCGCUGCUGCCAGAUGCUGCUGUACAUCUGGCCCGAGAGUCGCCUGCCAGUGGAGGGAUGGUCUUGGAGGGUGCGUUUGGUCCGGCAGAAGGAUUUGUAAGUUCUCAGAGCCCACGCGUAUCAAUGCAACCCAGAGUGGGAGAGUUUGCACGCCCAGAUCAAAAUUUGCAACCUAGAGGUGGAGAGUUUGCAUGCCCAGAACCCAGGAUUCCAGAACUGGGCCGGGUAGGUGCUGAGCCUCCAGCUGCAGGAGCAGAGGCUCCCAAAUCCCCUUCGAUCCCAGCACCGGGUGUUCUUGAAGAAGCUAAAGAUAGACCCCAAAGCAGGGGGACAGAGGCGAUGGUCAGUCCCAGCCCGCCGCCUCUGCCUUCUCCCCUCCCCGAGAACCAUCUUCCCCUGGAAGACUUGGAGCUGAGCAUCAGCGAGUUGCCACCACCCCCUCCACCCAUCGAAGUGCAUGUGCGGAGCGUGGGCAUCCGGGUGACAGAGGAGAGCUUGGGCCUGGAGGGGACAGAGCCCCACAGUCUCUCGAGUCUCAAGCGGCAGCUCUGUGAGCUGGAGGGCGAGUUGUCGCAGAGAACUCAGGAGCUGGCCCAGGUCAGGGCUGCCCUCCGGCAUCAGGAGGAAGAGAGCCGGAGCAGAGGGCAGAGGAUCCAGGAACUCGAGGGCACCGUCGCUCAGCUGUCCACUGAGCUCAGCCAAGCGGCCACCAAGGCCACCAAGAGCCAGACAGACGCCAUGGUCAACACUGACCCUCUCCCAGAAGUCUUGGCCAAGGAGUCAUGCGACAAGAGCACUGGGGUGGCCCUUGUGGAUGGUUCCAGCUCUGAAAGCCGGGGAGCCAGACAUGAAGAAGAUGGUGUCCUGGGAGGAAAGAACAGUCCUGAAAAAGGGGAUCGGAGCCCAGCAGAACUUGGGGUACCCCCUGUGCUGUCCCCAGCAGAGGACAUCGAUUCUAUCUUCACUUCCUCUCUGCAGAGCUGCCUCUCCACUGAGCUCAGGAUCGAAGAGGGGGACUUAGAGCUGGAAGGAGACCCUCUGUUGGGAGUCGAGGACAUAGGAGGUGCUUCAUGGGGUGGCAGCAGGAAGGACCCCACAGAGAAGGGACAGAAGGAGGGUUCAGAGAAGGAGCACCCCAGAAAGCCUCCCAGCUCACCCACUGAUGCUACUCUGGGGCAGUACGUGAGGAAGAUCCAGGAACUGGUGCAGGAGCAGUGGAACUGCCUGGAGCACAGCUGCCCUGAGCUGGCCAGUGCCCUUCGUCAGCCUGCCUCUAAGCUAAGCAGCAUCCAGAGCCAACUGCUGAACAAUCUUAACCUGCUGCUGUCUGCCUACAGCACUCAGGCCCCGCCUGCCAAGGAGCCCCCGUCACCCACUGAUACCUCGCCACCCCGGGAGCUCUCCCCAUCGACCAGCCUUAAAUCCAUAAUGAAAAAGAAAGACUAUGGCUUCCGUGCAGGAGGUAAUGGGACCAAAAAGAACCUUCAGUUUGUUGGGGUUAACGGUGGCUACGAGACCACCUCCAGUGAAGAGACGAGCGGCGAGGACAGCUCCCCCGAAGAUGGGUCGGACAGUGAAGUGGAGAGGAAGGGCAAGUGCCCAGAAGGCCAGAGGGGCACAGAUGCCCGCCCCAGUCGCCAGGUGGAGCAGUCCCUCAUGGAGGGCCAGGAAAACCAAGCUGGAGAAGAAGCACCCUCCAAGGCAGAGAGAUAUAAACCCUCCGAAGAAUUUCUUAAUGCAUGCCAGGUGCUGAGCCAACAUUUGCCGGAAACAGUGUCCACCACGGACCCUCUCUUGAGGCAAAGCUUGCACACCGUCAGCCAGGAAUGGUUCCGAGUCUCCAGUCGAAAGUCCUCCAGCCCCUCAGUUGUAGCCGCCUACCUCCAGCACCCUGCCACCUUCCUGAAGUUGCUCGUCAACCUGGCUGAUGGCAAUGGCAACACGGCGCUGCACUACAGUGUGUCCCACUCCAACUUUGCCAUCGUGAGGUUGCUGCUGGAGACAGGUGUGUGCAAUGUGGACCACCAGAACAAAGCUGGCUACACGGCUGUGAUGAUCACGCCCUUGGCUUCUGCAGAGACCAGUGAAGACAUGGCUGUUGUUGGGAAGCUCCUUAGAGAAGGAAAUGUGAAUAUUCAAGCUACUCAGGGAGGCCGGACGGCGCUGAUGCUGGGCGUGAGCCACGACCGGGAGGACAUGGUACAAGCGCUGCUUAGCUGCCAUGCGGAGGUCAACCUGCAAGACCACGAUGGAGCCUCAGCUCUCAUGCUGGCGUGUCUCCAUGGCAACACAGACAUGGUGCGGCUGCUCCUGGCACAUCCGGCCUGUGACAGCAGCCUGACAGACAAGGCCGGCCAGACAGCUUUGUCCAUUGCUCUGAAGUCACCCGCCCAUGUGGAGAUUGUUGGGCUUCUGGAAGCCCACGCGGAGCAGGGCAGCUCCUCCAAGCCCUAGGGGCUGUGCAGAAACUGGCCACCCGGAACAAGAGGCCCCUUCUCUGCACGCCUCGCCCAUCUGCAGAGUGCAGAGGUCACCGCCAGAGAGCCGCUGCCGCCAAGAAGAAACUAUGUCAGAUAUGCACAUACAUUCCUGUGACCCGUUCUGCCCAUUAGAGAGCUUUGUAGUUCCCCCCACUUAGGUCCAGCCCCCAAACUACUCAGGCUACAGAGCAGGGUGCAAGGUCCAAGGUGUCUGGGUGUUGGCUUCCAAUCCCAAAUAUCUUCAGCCUUGAAUUCCUGGCACUCCAGCCUCUGUAUUACUACCAGCAGGCAGGCAGGUGUGCAUUCACCAUGCGAAGAGUUUCUGCAAGGACCAUCUUAGCAUUUUUUUUGGGGGGGGGGAC